Messenger RNA from Symbiodinium necroappetens, 1840 nucleotides. Lineage: Eukaryota; Dinophyceae; Suessiales; Symbiodiniaceae. The record is from the annotation of a GenBank genome assembly.
AUGACGGUGGCUCUUUUCCUCGCCCUUUGCCUGCUGGAGGUAUAUAGCAUUCGGGACCCCAAACAUGAGGCUCAGCCCAGGGCCGCAUCCCGGGCCGAGGCAGAGGGAGAGAGCCUCUCAUCGAUGGCCGUAGAGACCGAAACGGAGGCGUUUCUGAUCAAUGCCCAGGGCUCCGAUGGCGCUGGGACUCUAAGGCUGGACAGCGAGUUCCCGCAAUACGUCUCAGCCACACACGAGGAGAUGAAUUUUUUGGACGGUGUUUCUACCCUCCAUCCUGCCUUUUUGGGCCCUUGCCAACGCGACCUGCGCAGCUUGGUAAGUGCACUCGAGAGCACUUGCAAGAUCCACGAGCCCAAGGAGUUUGCCGGGAGGCCUCGAGACAGUGAGUAUCAUCCGGAUUGCUUUCAAGACUUGUGGAAAAUCACCUGUGCCGAGAGUGCGAGAGACAUUCUGCUUUAUGGCUUGGAGCUGGUGAAGGCCAUGCAAGUCCCUGCCGAGCUAAUUUGGAACUACCACUUGCCUGAAGGCAAAAAGUUCCGGAAGGAGAACCGGAACACUUACCGAUUGGUGCAGAAGCUGUUCUUCCUAAAAAGCUGGCUUCGUCCGGUGGCAGCGCCCACCAAGCGCGCCAUAUUGUGGUCUGGUUUCUGGACCGAUCCAGAGGUGUGUAGCACCCUGCAGGUGGGCCCCGCUGGGCGCACUUCCAAAGAGAGCCUUUUUGCGUUCGCAAACCUCACAGAGCACGACACGCUCCAUCCGAGUACAGAGCUCGGAAGAAUCAUGGAAGCCCACCAAGAGCUCAGCGCUUGCUUCCAUGUCGAAAAUCCUAUUGCGCUGAACAUGGCUAAUAAUGUUUGGGCACUUGCAAGCUUCAUGUUCGUGCUUGGCAGCGAGAUGCAAGAGCAGAGCACGGUCGUUGCCCUUGUAAACAAGGAGCUGGAAGGCGAGCGCCCUCUGAAGCAGGCGGUACUCUUCAAGCACGAGAUGCCUACGCUGGGCAUCGCAGCCUACGGCUUGGGGCACUGGUCUCCCCAGGUGCUGGUCAUCGAUAUGCUUGGCACCUGCCACAGGACUGGUCCGGCACUGCGCCAUCAGCUGCUCUCUGGAGGGGCCGCUUGGUAUCCAGUCUUGCAGAAAUUUCAGUUUCUCAGCGCCACGGACUUCGCCCAGCGCAGCACCAUGAGCUGGACCUGCUGGGACUGUCCUGAGUCCAGCUGCCACCUCGACGUGGCCCUGGCCCAGGCUGUGCAGCGAGUCCGUGAGGCCAAGGACGAGGCUGACCGCAACUGCAAAGAGGCUUUGCAGGCCGCAGCAAAGGGACUUCAUGUCACUUGGACCGCCGAGCUGUCCACUCAGUGCCGAGACCCGAGCACUGGGAAGAGGCCUCAACAUGUGGAGGCCAAAAGGGGGCUUGUCAGCGUCGUCCGCCGCCUCUUGGACAAAAGGGCGGACCCGAAUGUGAAGGACGGCGAUGGUAACACCCCACUCCACUACGCCGUGCUAGAGGGACACGGUGAGGUCAUCCGCCUGCUUCUUGGUAACAGGGCGGAGCCGAAUGUAAAGAACAUCCACGAGACUAUGCCUCUCCAUCUUGCCGCAAGAAGAGGAGCUGAGGAUGCUGUCCGACUGCUUCUGCAGAUGAAGGCCGACCUCAACGUCCAGAAUGCCGUCGGCAUGACGCCACUGAACAUGGCCGCGCACGGGGCAUCGACGACGGUCGUCCGCUUGCUCGUGGACAAGAAGGCCGAUCCCAACAUCAAGCCCAACCGCGGGCUUGGUAUGGCGCUACAUGGUGCCGCUGCCGCAGGCAACCCCGAGGUCGUCCGCCUGCUCCUUGAAG